Phyllostomus discolor (pale spear-nosed bat) is the source of this 640-nucleotide messenger RNA. RefSeq names its product myomegalin-like. Lineage: Eukaryota; Metazoa; Chordata; Mammalia; Chiroptera; Phyllostomidae. The coding region runs from base 205 to 429 and encodes 74 amino acids. The transcript is spliced from 3 exons. The record is from RefSeq and is a predicted model, not a curated record.
CAUUUCUGACGUCCCCAUUUUUUUCUCACUUAUGUUUCUUUCUGGCCAGAUGACAGCCCGGCCACUCCUACUGAUCCAGCUUCAUCGCCCAGCAGCCAUUCAGGAGCCAGAACUGCCCAGCCCUCCUAUACUCCGAGUGGCACCGGACAGCUGAGCAGCACACCGGACCCUGGACACCAUGGGCGCAGCAGCCCAGGAGAUGAGAUGAGGCCUCAGAAAAUGAAUGCGUCUGGGCACCUGUCCUCCUUCUCUUCUUUCUACCGGCCCAACUCCACCUCCUCUGGGGCUGACCUUCUGGAAAAGAACCUUGUUGAAAUCCAGAACCUGCGCCAGCGCCUGGAGGACUCUGUCUGCAUCAAUGACCGCCUGCAGGAGAGACUGGAACACGCACUCAGCAAUCUGGACCAAGGAAAAAGCGCUGCACAGUGAGCUCCAGCCAGAUGGCUCCCUCAUUCACGCACGCACGCAGGGUCCUCAUCCAGCUCUGGUCAGGACCUCUUGUGAUGUGGCGGUGCCCGGAGGGCCUAGAGGAAUGUUCUUCGGAACAUGUCCAGCCCCUUCCAACAGCAUUCUUGGCUGUGGACUUGGAAGCGUCAGACAUUACCUUUAAGUGAAUGGACCAAAUUAAUAAAUUAUUAUU